Molecule: messenger RNA, 3646 nt
Organism: Schizosaccharomyces cryophilus OY26
Lineage: Eukaryota; Fungi; Ascomycota; Schizosaccharomycetes; Schizosaccharomycetales; Schizosaccharomycetaceae
Product: P-type ATPase
Exons: 1
Coding region: 840-3542 (900 amino acids)
Biological process (GO): manganese ion transport; calcium ion transmembrane transport; intracellular calcium ion homeostasis
Cellular component (GO): Golgi membrane; plasma membrane; endoplasmic reticulum
Molecular function (GO): ATP hydrolysis activity; P-type calcium transporter activity; ATP binding
Source: RefSeq, a predicted model, not a curated record
UUGGGGCUCUAUUUUACAUUAUAUAUGGUUUUGACUGUUUGGGAUGCUUUCAAUGUCUUGUGAAUUUGAAAUAUCUAAGAUCGGUAGUUUGGUUUGACAAUAUGUAUUUAGCAUACCCAAAGUACCUUUAUUCAUAUGAAUUAAAAAAGAAACUUUACAAAUGAAUUUCAAGGAUUCGUAUGUAAUCAUCCAUUUACGUCUUAUUUUUGGCUCGUAAAGAGGUGAAACAAAGGCAACGAAACCGUUCAUAUUAGAGACUAUCAAGAUUCUAAAGUUGGCUUCUAUAUGCUAAACAUCCUAAUUACUCGUUUAUUCAUAAUGGUUUCGCUGAAAACCUCUACGCGAUUUUACUCAUAAACACCUGAAGGCAGACUUUCUAUCAAAGACUAUACUGCUCACCCCGAAAAUAUAAGAGUUCAACAUUCCUUUCAUACACAGUCACUUUUUUAUCUUAUUUUUUUCUUUUUGGUCUAUUAUUUUGAAUUAAAGGAAAAAAAUUUGCUUUUAUAUUGUGUUUUCGGAAUCUUUUGUGAAUUCUUAGACACAUAUCAGUGUUCUUGGUGAAUUGAAACGGGGGACUAUUUUGUUCAAACAUUUAAUAUUUACUAGAAAGCUUACAUGUAUUUUGCUUUUUAACGGCUUUUGGUUCUAACUCGUAGCACUUUUCUGUGUUGCAUGGCAACUUGCCUUGCGAUUAUUUCGAAACUAAGUCAUUCUUUACCAAUCUAGGCCAUAAUAAUCUUUAAUUACUCUUGUUUUUUUAUUUCCAUUUACUUUUUUAUCUUAUAUUCUUUCUCUUUCGUUGAACUAUCCUUGUUUUGUUGAACAGACCAGUUUCCAUGAGUAAUCCAUAUCUGUCUUAUACGACUGAACAGACCUGUUCUGACCUUGACACUGACGUGCACAACGGUCUUUCUAACAUCCAGGAAAUUACGAAAAGACAUGCUGUUUAUGGUGAUAAUGAUUUAACUGUUGAUGAUAAUGAAUCCAUUAUCGUGCAAUUUCUGAAACAGUUCAUUCAGGAUCCUCUUAUAUUGCUGUUAUUCGCAAGCGCUGCUAUUUCAAUUAUAUUAGGAAACAUUGACGAUGCGUUCAGUAUUGCUUUGGCUAUUUUUAUCGUGGUGACAGUGGGAUUUGUUCAAGAAUACCGCUCAGAAAAAUCUUUGGAAGCUCUUAACAACCUUGUACCGCAUUACUGCAAUGUCAUUCGGUCUGGUGUCACUCAACAUAUGGUUGCUACGAAGCUAGUACCAGGAGAUUUGAUUACUCUACAAAUUGGUGAUCGUGUGCCCGCCGAUCUUCGUAUAGUCGAUGCAGUCGAAUUUGAAAUUGAUGAAUCCAAUUUAACAGGAGAAACUAACCCUAGGAAGAAAUUCAGUGAACCUUUAAUGGCUAAUCUGCCUUUAGGUGAACGAAACAAUAUGGCAUACAUGGGCACUCUUGUUCGUCAUGGUCAUGGUCGUGGUAUUGUAGUUGCUACCGGAGCUGAUACUGAAUUUGGGCGCGUUUUUCUCACCGUGCGCGAAACGGAGAAACCAAAAACUCCCUUGCAAAACAGUAUGGAUUAUUUAGGAAAGCAACUGUCUGCCAUAUCCCUUAUCGGAAUCGCGAUCAUCGUUCUAGUCGGAUUUUUCCAAGGUAAAAAUUGGCUAGAAAUGCUCACUAUUGGAGUUAGUCUGGCUGUCGCUGCAAUUCCAGAAGGACUUCCCAUUAUCGUUACCGUUACCCUAGCAUUGGGAGUUUUACGGAUGUCUAAAAAAAGAGCUAUUGUAAGACGCUUGCCAAGCGUGGAAACGCUUGGAAGCGUUAAUGUUAUUUGCUCAGAUAAAACGGGAACUCUUACAAUGAACCAUAUGACAGUAACGAAAAUGUACAUUCCUGGCAUGCAUACACCUUGUGUUAUACCUGAUGGCGAUCAUCUCGAUUUUUCCGUUGAUAAAACUGUCGGUAUGAACAAACUUCUGUUAACAUCGGCUUUAUGUAACAACAGUAAACGACAUGUAAACAAACCUGAAUCAAUCCUUGAUACAACCAAUCCAUGGGCUGGUUUUCCUGUUGAUGUUGCCUUAAUUGAAUGCUGUGAACGCUUUGGUCUAAACGACCCAAGAAGUUUAUACACUCGAUUAUCAGAAAUACCAUUCAAUAGUGAGCGCAAAUACAUGUCUAUUAUUGCCCAUUAUAACUCCACCAAAACUACUUUUAUGAAAGGCGCUAUGGAACAGGUUUUGAAACAUUGCGCUUACUAUACAGACAAUGCUGGAACACAACAUGAAUUGACAUCUACUAUGCGUGAUGAAAUCCGUAAACACGAAAUGGAUAUGGCUAAAACGGGACUACGGAUUAUCGCUGCAGCUAGUGGGAUUCUUCCUAAUAAACUAGUCUUCCAUGGUUUGUUUGGUAUAAAUGAUCCUCCAAGACCAUACGUUCGUGAAAGCAUCCAACAAUUAAUGACUGGUGGCGUUCGUAUCAUAAUGAUUACUGGUGAUAGUAUUGUCACUGCUGUCAGUGUAGCUAGGGCUUUAGGCAUGGCUAUACCAAGCAGUGAUCAAGAGGCGAUUCAAAAUUAUGCAAUCACAGGUGAUCAAUUGGAUGAGUUAGAUGAUUCAUCUGUUCGAGAUGUUGUAUCUCGAGCAGUAGUUUUUGCUCGGACGACGCCGCAUCAUAAAAUGAAGAUUGUAAAGGCUCUUCAAUCGUUAGACGAUGUAGUCGCUAUGACUGGUGAUGGUGUUAAUGAUGCACCAGCUUUAAAACUUGCGGAUAUUGGCAUUGCUAUGGGCCGUCAAGGUACUGACGUUGCUAAAGAAGCUGCCGAUAUGAUCCUUACCGAUGAUUCAUUUGCAACUAUUUUGCACGCGGUGGAAGAAGGAAAAGGUAUUUUUAACAACAUUCGUAACUUUAUCACUUUCCAACUAUCAACAAGUGUUGCCGCAUUGUCAUUGAUUGCAAUCUCUUCUCUAUUUGGUUUACAAAAUCCGUUGAAUGCUAUGCAAAUUUUGUGGAUUAACAUUUUGAUGGAUGGACCACCAGCCCAGAGCCUUGGUGUAGAAACGGUUGACGACGAUGUGAUGAUGAAACCUCCUCGUCCUCGAAAUGCACCAAUUUUGACCGUACAGUUACUAAAGCGGGUUCUUCUGAGUGCUUUUAUUAUUGUACUUGUAACCACCUUAGUAUUCAAAGUGGAAAUGAAGGAUGGCCAAGUAACUGCUCGAGAUACGACCAUGACCUUUACUUGCUUUGUUCUUUUUGACAUGUUUAAUGCAUUAUCUUGUCGUUCCGAAACAAAAUCCGUAUUCAAAUUGGGAAUAUUCUCUAAUCGGAUGUUUAAUAUCGCUGUUGGAGGAUCAUUACUUGGCCAAACUCUUGUCAUCUACAUGCCUCUAUUCCAAAAAAUUUUCCAAACAGAAGCUUUAGGCUUUAAGGAUAUUGUUACAUUAAUUAUAUGCACUAGCUCUGUGUUGUGGGUCGACGAGCUUCGAAAAUGGUAUCAUCACCGAAAAGGCCUUAUUCGAACUAAGAGUAAUUACAUCUUAGGAAACGUUUGACAAUUUUGAUAUUGUUGUUUAAAAUUCUUACCUCGUUAGAUUUAAUAUCCUAAAUAUGUUAGAGUCGGCAAAUCUUUUGAUAUUGUAGGAAACGUAGUUACGCC